Messenger RNA from Letharia columbiana, 2994 nucleotides. RefSeq lists its product as uncharacterized. Gene Ontology annotation, biological process: proteolysis. The record is from RefSeq and is a predicted model, not a curated record. Gene Ontology annotation, molecular function: metalloexopeptidase activity. Bases 1 to 2994 code for a protein of 997 amino acids. The transcript has a single exon. NCBI's taxonomy places the organism in Eukaryota, Fungi, Ascomycota, Lecanoromycetes, Lecanorales, Parmeliaceae.
AUGAAGAAUAUCUUUCAUAACCCCUUUGCUUUCACACCUUUGCCUGUCACUAUCAUUACAUCACUUGUAUAUGUCGCAUUGAUUGUUUCUCUUCUCGUCGUCCAUCACACUGUACCAGAAGCGCCUGGAAACUUGGAUGGGACCAACCUCACAGAAGCCUGGCUGGAUCUCCAGACUCUUAGCAAUGGCUUUCAUCCCUUCAAUAGUCGCCGGAACGAUUACAUCCGCGAUUGGCUUCUCAGAAGGGUCACAGCCAUCGUAACAGAGAAUGGCGUUUCCUCGGCCUCAUACCCUUUGUCUGGCGGCACUCUUGAGGAUGUGCAUAAAUCCUCAGAAAGUGCUCCCGUUGUGAUUUUCUCUGAUAUUGUAUCCAAUGUGUCCUAUCACUUUGAUCUAAAGGGUAACGCCCCAGUCCCAAGUGUUUACAUUGAGGGGACAAACAUCAUUGUCUACAUACGGGGCUCGGAGGACGAUCCAGAUGACUGGUUCUUGACCGAUAAGAAGCCCAAGGGCAAAGGAGGCGUUCUCGUCAACGCCCACUAUGACAGCGUCUCCAUUGGCUUCGGUGCUACUGAUGAUGGUGUCGGUGUGGUCUCUAUCCUUCAACUCAUUAAUUAUUUUUCAUCGAAGGGGCAGCAACCCAAAAAAGGUAUCGUCGCCCUUUUGAACAACGGCGAAGAGGACUAUCUCAACGGAGCUCUGGCCUUUGGAGUCCAUCCUAUUUCAAAGUUUCCACACACUUUUCUCAAUCUCGAAGGUGCUGGUGCAGGUGGCCGCGCCACUUUGUUCCGGAGCACAGAUACGGAAGUUACUAGAUAUUACCAAAGUAGCAAGUAUCCGUUUGGUACCGUUGUAAGCGGGGAUGCUUUCAAGAGGGGCGUCAUUAGGAGUGAAACGGACUACAGCGUCUUCACCAAAGAAUAUGGAAUGCGCGGACUCGACGUUGCUUUUAUGGAGCCAAGGGCUCGGUAUCAUACUUCCCAAGAUGACACGAGACAUACCAGCAAGGCCUCAUUACACCACAUGCUCUCUGCCGCCUUGUCUACUAUGCAAGGAUUAACUUCCGAUACAAGCACGACCUUUGAGGGGAAGGAUCCCGAGAAAGGGAAAGUCGCAAGUGGCAAAGGAUCUACUGGCGUCUGGUUCGACCUCUUCGGUAGCGCAAUGGCGGUGUUCAGACUUCGGACGCUGUUCGCCCUGUCUGUCACACUAUUGGUCGUUGCCCCUGUGUUUCUGAUUAUCAUCGGGGCCAUUCUCUACAAGGUUGAUAAGCUCUACCUUUUCACUUCCUACAAACACCACCAUCAUGCUGAAGGCGAUGAUUCAGUCCCGACCAAAGGCUGGCGCGGCGUCUUCAGAUGGCCCAUUGCCUUCAUCUUUGCUACCGCGGCUGUCGUUGGGUUGGCCUUUCUUGUCUCGGAUAUUAACCCGUACAUCCUGUAUAGCAGUCAGUACUCAGUCUGGAGCAUGAUGAUCUCUGCGUGGGUAUCUGUUGCAUGGUUUUGCACCCGGAGUGCAGACUACCUCAGACCCACAGCAUUUCAAAGAGCCUACAACCUCAUUUGGGCCUUCAUAGCAGGAUGGCUUAUCCUGAUCGUAACCACCGUCUUCGAGAGGAACCCCAAACUUGCUGGUGGUUAUCUGAUGGUUUUCUACUUCGCUUGCAUCUUCUUAGCAACGACAACAGCCUUCCUCGAGCAGUUUAGCCUUCCUCGGAAAUCUGCAUAUGCCGAUGAGAUCGAGGGUACAGUGCCAGCAGAGCACCCUAUCGAAAGGUCUAGACCCGGAAGUAUUUCAAGUGCAAGGCUCAUGGCUCCUUCCGAAGAGGAAGAUGCACCGGACAACAUCCCGGAAGCUGGCGAAGGUAAUGAUGACCCAACUGAGACUACGUCUCUCCUGCGCGGUGGAGGGUCAAGAACCUUCAAAAAAAGCCUUACCUCACUUCAGCGCCCCGCGGCCGAAGACGACGACUCACCUAAAGCCAAACAUCAGCGCCAAAUCUACGGCCUUGAACAGCCCUGGUCUCAUGCCCUUCCUUCAAGCCUCUGGCUCCUCGAAUUCCUUUUCCUCGCCCCUUUUCCCCUUAUCAUUCUUGGGCAAGUCUCUUUGCUCGCCACCACUGCAACCAACCAGACCCUCGCAGACGGAAAUUCGCCUCUCUUCCUCUACAUUGGUAUUGCCAUCCUCAGCAUCCUGCUCUUUGCACCUUUGGGCCCUUUCCUUCAUCGUUACACCUAUCACAUACCUGUAUUCCUCAUGCUAGUCUUCGCUGGGACAACGAUCUACAACCUAAUGGCCUUCCCAUUUUCCGCCAACAACCGCUUGAAACUCUAUUUUGUUCAAGAGGUCGAUCUAGACUCUGGUAUCAACACAGUCUCCCUGACCGGCAUCGACCCAAAAACGGGGCCAUUCCUCACAGAUGCCAUAGCGUCCUUACCCAGCUCUGCAGGCCAAACACCGUCCUGUACGCCGAGUAAGCGCCGGCGCAACCUCACAGAAUGCAGCUGGCACGGUCUGCCUCCACGAGUCGUACCCAACACUCACCCAGACGUGCCUCCAGAAAUCGGAUAUGUGGAUUGGCUUACCUUCAACGCUAGUCGCCCUCCAGACGGGGCUACUUCAGCGCGCUUUCAGGUCUCUGGCCUGGAGACAAGAGCUUGCAAGAUUGUCUUUAACCGCCCGAUAUCUGACUUCACCGUCGCUGGCGCUGGUGAGCAUCCUCGAUUUCGGAAAGUUUCCGAGCACGGAGCUACAGAAUUGCGAUGGUGGAGUCGUACAUGGGAGAAAGAUUUUGAUGUCACUGUGCGCUGGGAUGCUGGUGAUGGAGAGGAAGGCGAUGGCUUGGAUGGCAGAGUGGUCUGUCUAUGGUGUGACGCCAAUGAGUCUGGUGUCAUACCAGCGUUGGACGAAGCAAGAAGGUUCGCACCGACCUGGGUGGCGAUUUCCAAUGCUGGACAGGGGCUGGUGGAGGGGAGCAAGGCUUUCUUAGUUUGA